Molecule: messenger RNA, 9218 nt
Organism: Cladocopium goreaui
Lineage: Eukaryota; Dinophyceae; Suessiales; Symbiodiniaceae
Source: the annotation of a GenBank genome assembly
CCUGAAGAUGCCUCAAGCAAGGUCCAUCACGCAGAGUAAAUUGUCCGAUAGCUUGGACAGUGGCGCUAGUCAUGGCGUGAGUGCAAGGAUGCCCAAGGCUUCAACCCCUCGUCCCUCGACUCCUCGUUCCUCGACGCCUCGAUCUUCACCCCAUGCAUCACCCAAGGCUUCACCUAAGGCUUCACCUUCACGCGAGGCAAUGAAGUCUGGAGGAUCAGGGUCCAUGGCCAGUCGACCAGAAUGGGACGCCAGUGGUACACGUUCAGCUUCAAUGCGAGUCACGCCCUGUGCUUCGCCAGCUGGUACCCCUCGAAGCAUUCGUGCUGCAUCUGAGGUGAAACCUCGCACCCUGCGCGGAGUUUCAGCACGGCAAGUUGCCUCGCAUGCUUCGCAUCCUUCGCCCUCUGGCAGUCCAUGUGCUUCACCGUCUGGGGGAAGCACCCCACGGACAGUCCGCACAGCUCCCUCCUUUGGAGGAACGCCACGGUCUCGCCCAGAGAGCAAUGUUGAACUGCUAUGGGGAUCAAGUGGUGAUGCCACCACUGAAGGCAGUAGGACUCCUCACAGAGUCAAGCGGACACUCUCAGCAACAUCUCUAUCUUCUUCUGUUCCCUCCGCCAAAAGUGCUGUCGGCAGAGCCAAUUCUACUGCUUCUCGCAAGCAAGCACCUUCUAUACCAUUGGUUUUUGUAACGCUUCGUGAUGUUUGCAGCGGAGAGACGCAAAGAUUGAGCUCAGAUUAUCCUGAUUGGGAGGCUUUCUUCGACAGCCUGACCACUUGGAUGCGUGAAGAAGUGAUGUCACACCUGAAAUCAUGUGGCAAAUGCCGGGCAGUCUCCUCCUUCUCACGGUGCAAGUCUCGCUUCCAAUUCCAGCCAAUUUCUGAGUCAUCCUUGGGCACGGUCUGUCAGGGCUGUUUGCAGUCACUGGAUGCAGGCUUGAUAGCGGAGCUGCAGAAGCAGAAAGACACAUUGCUGACGGAAAUGGCUGAUGCUUUGGGGAUGCCGCUCCGUGACCUCUUGUGCUUUGAAGGAGUAAUGCUGCAGCGCCAAGAUGCACGGCUGGCUUCCCUGCCAAUCGUGGCAUCUGAGCGUGAUCGUGUACUGUCUCAGACACACCUUCGACAAAGCACACGGCACAUUUGGGUUGAGCUCCAAGCAGUGCGCCAAGCGCUGAAGGAGUGGAACGUCUUGACAUGGCCUUUUGAGAGCAGGUACAUCCCGCACAAGUAUGGAUCCAUGGUUAGCAAUACCGAUGUCCAGCAGCAGGUGAACAAGAAAUGUAAGCUCUUCGCACACCAAGCACGUGUUGUUUUGGCAGAUUGGGAGAAAUCUUGGCCCCAGUUCAAAUUCAAUGACGUUUUUUCCCUCUUCGGUGUGCCUAUGUUGCAGCUGGAUCAGAAAGCUGAGAGCAUCGAUCUGGAUGUGGAAGAAGCAAAUUUCGAUGAUAAACUUCUGGACGAAACUGAGCUAUCUUCCUUACAGGCCAUGCGUGUGGUUGCUCGCCUCCGGCCAAUGCUAGCACACGAGGAAGGGGAUGAGAUCACUGCAGAGGUUCAGGAUGAAGUCACAGUGUCCUAUGAGACCCUGCAUCAUGGCUAUGUCCCGGCGCGGCACACUCUGCAAUUCGAUGCAGCCCUUUGUUGCUCACAGGCAGAGCUCUUCCAAAAAUCAGGGGUGAAGGCAUUGGUGCAUCGAGCCUGUGAAGGCUACACAUGUUCCAUCUUCGCCUAUGGUCAAACUGGAGCAGGUAAGACCUACUCACUUUUUGGGCCUGAAGACGCUCUUUCGCAGCUUUUCGAUGAUGAUCUGUCUGAUGAAGCCCAGAGGCAGCUGCCCAGCGCUUGCCAUGUGCUGGUUGGCGAGGCUCGUCGAGCUCAAUGUGGCCAACAAGGUUUGAUUCCGCGGGCUCUGCAGUUUCUUUUCCGCGUUCUGAAGGAGAUGAACCUGGACGGCGUCUGUACAACCAAAGCCACAUUCACUGAGAUUUACAAUGAGACCCUUUAUGACUUGUUUAAUCCUUCAUCAGCAAAGCGGCUCGAUGUUUUCCAGAGGCCAGGAUCACAAGUCGGCUUCCAUGUUCCUGGCUUGACUUCAGUGAACUGUUCUUCAGCUAUUGAGCUGAUGCAUGCCUUGCAGCAGGGUUUGUCUAGCAGACACACACAUGGUCACUCUGCCAGCCGAGAGUCAUCUCGAGCUCAUGCAAUUUUCACAGUGGAGAUUCCUCUCCCGGGCAAGACUGGCAAACUCAUUUUUGCUGAUCUGGCUGGGUCAGAACGCUUAAAGCGUAUUUCUGGCGCAGAUCAGAAGGAGACUGGCUACAUUAAUAAGUCUUUGCUCAUGCUCUCCAACUGCGUGUCAGCCUUGUCCUCGCGCUCAAACUCUGCAAAUCCACCAGGAGCUUUCCGAAAUUCAAAGCUCACAAAGGUCCUAAUGGAGGCGCUGUGCGGAACAGGUUUCACCAUUUUGCUCGCAGCGAUCUCCCCUGCAAAACGCCACUUCGAUGAAACAGCUAACACCCUCAGCUUUGCCGCAAAAUGUGGCAGUAUUCCACGACAGCUGGCCGACAACGAGCCUGAACAUCAGCGAGAGUUGCGACAGCUGCAAGAGACUGUGAAGGACUUGCAGAACGAGAUUGCUUUCUUCAAAGCUCAAGAACUCAGGAAAAAUCCGAGCCAAGAGUCACAGAAUUGCGGGAGUUUGGAUUUCUCCUGUCCCGGAAGUGUGGGUGACCCAGAGCGCGAAGCUACUGUUCCACGCGCUGACCUGGAAGCACUUCGAGCUGAGCUUCAACGAGAGCGACUUCGUAAUGCAGCUUUGCAAGAUGAACUCAACACUUUGAGGGAGGCGCUUCAAGAAUCAGCUGCCUCCGAACAUGGGGAUGAUACUAAACGAUACAUGGAAGUUGAACCGACCGGGCCUCUUUUGUCCACCUCGAAGCUGACUUACUUUGGUGAGAAGGCGAAGAGCGAUGGCCAGCUAGGAGUCAUGGGACUUGUGCUGGCGACAGAUGCGCUUACCACUGCCGCCUUGCGUGAGAGUACCGGAGGCUUCGUGGCUGAUGAGGGAGUCCUGUCACUGCUCCUGCCUUGGGAUCCAAAGCCAGUUCCUUGGUGUCCAAAGGCUUAUCGCUUGGCGGCAGAGAAAGCGGUUGACAAUCAGGGCCAUUACAAACCUGAGUUGGCCAAGGUAUUAGCAGACGGACAACGUGCCGGCAAGAUCAUCAGACAGGAGUCUGCAUCGAUGCUACCUGCACAAGCCUUGCACAUUCGUCCGGAGCACACAGUGCUGGAGUUAUGUGCUGCUCCAGGGUCAAAGACCCUUCAGAUCCUUGACCUCAUGCAGCCUGAGGUUCAUGGUGGCCAGGUCACAGGCUUGCUGAUUGCAAAUGAUUCCAAAGCUUCACGACUAAGGAGGCUAGUUGACCGGGUUCGGCGCAUUCCCACAGCACCACUCUUGGUGACACGCGCCGAUGCAAGGCGAUUCCCAGUUGUCCAAGGGCAGACAGAUGGCCGUCCAAUCCAUUUCGACCGAGUGCUUUGUGAUGUCCCUUGUUCUGGAGAUGGUACGAUGCGUAAGGCACGCUCUCUACUGGACCAGUGGACGCCGCGCUCAGGUUUGGGGCAUCAUGCCAUCCAGCUGGAGAUUCUACUGCAGGGUAUGCAGCUGCUGGCCCCACAAGGCCUUCUGGCAUACUCCACAUGUGCCUUGAACCCAGUGGAGUGCGAGGCGGUGGUUUGUGCAGCUCUCUUCCAUUUUCCGAACUUUGAAACAGUGAACAUAGAGGUGCCGGGCCUUGAAUUGGAGUCUGGACUAUGCUCUUGGAAAGUGCCGGGAAUUGGGAGGAACGGUGAGUGGCUGAGCUAUGACUCCUGGAAGGUCUUGUACGUGCUUGUGUUCCGUGGUUGUUUGACCGUGAAGGCGACUGGAAUGCUUCGUCGCUCCAUGUUCCCACCUUCGGCGUAUGCUACGUCUUCAGUUGCUGAAGGCAAGGCCUUGAAAAGCAGCUGCGUCGGUGUGGCAGGCUACUUCCCUGCAAUGACGAUGGCGGUUGAGCACAAGGAGACGUUUUCAAAAGGCGAUCGCGUCUUUGUCACAUCUGUGGAGCGUGAAGGAACAGUUCGUGGACCUGGAACCAAGCAGUUCAGAGGGCUUCUGCGUGUUCUUUACGCCGACGGUUCUCAAUAUCAUGUGAAGCCCGAAGAGCUCCAGAAGUUGCCGGCGGAUCCACCGAAAAUGCCGAGCUGUGGAAGUUCCCAUGGCAGAUCCUCGGAGCCCCUCUCGCCCCUCUCGCCCCUCUCGCCCCUCUUGUGUAAUACAUCAGAUCACUGGCCAAAUAUCGCGGCUUUCUUUGGAAUUCUCCAAAAGGAUCUUCCAACGCCUGCAGAGGCAGAUGGUGCCAUUUGCCUUGCCUCAACCACUCUCAAGGGCCUUGCCUCGAUUCCCGCCAGUAUUACUGGGUCAGGGAAAGCAUUGUGGACUGCUGGCCGGCCCCUCUUCUUCAAUGCCGCAAGUUCACGUCAGGCCCCGAAUUCGACUUCAUGGCCGGCUGAUGCUUUUCCUUGGCAGCCAACCGCAGAGGCAGCCUCGUUCCUGGCCACGAUUUGCAAGCAUCGAAUCUUGAAAGUCUCCCACUGGAUUUUUAAGCUGCUCCUUCAGGAGGGCGAGGCCAACGCUUCAGUGGCAGGUGCUGAGUUGGAUUGGCAGGCAGCAGCCAUGGCCACCGGGACUGGUGGUAUCACCGCCAUCAACUGCAGUGUCCAGCUUUGGGUCGUGCAGCGCUGGUUUGUUUGCUUCAUGAUGGGCUCAUCAGGCGCUGUGCUAGAGCCGGUGCAGUGCCUGACUGCCCUGCUUGACCUCGACAAGAUGCUGGAAGAGGACAGCCCGGAGAGUGGGUACGUGGUGAGGCAACAGCUAGGGGAAUGGCAGGUGCUUCGCAGGCGUAUGAUCCCACUCUUUGUGAGCUACCAAAAGGAUUCCGAGCUCGCUACCAAUGUCGUGCAGCUGAUGGUCAAAUUGACCACUCGAGUAGGUCUUUACGGUUCUGAUGAGUUGCAGCAUUUGCGCCACCUACAGGACUACAAGGAGGCCUUCUCCAAGUCGGACAUCUUCACAGUUCUGUUGCGCCUUGUGAUGGAAGCGCUGGACAACGAGGCCGGCCCAGGGCAGCAAUUCUUCAAGGAUGUUCUUGUGCUCAUUCGAAAUUUAGUGUCUGUGCCCGACCCAGGGCCAGGAGAUGCAGGGUACACCCCUUUGCGACGGCGAUUGCAGCUGACAUAUAUCCGACACUUUCAUGAUGAAGGUGUUCUAGACUUCUUCCACUUCUUGGGAGAGCAGCUGGUGAUGCGCGAAGAAAAUAAUGCAGAUCAGGUUUGGGCAGUUGCAGAGAUCCUCUACCACAUUUGCACCACCUUUGAUCCGCAGUGUGCAUGCUGCAAGCAAGCACGUGUGCUGGGACAUUUGAGCCAUUUGGGCCGUUUGGGUCCUCCACUCUUGGAGAAUAGUCAUCGAACUGGCCGUGGCAGCUCCGCGAUGUUUUCUGCUUCCGCAUUGUGUGCUCUCUGCAGAAGAGUGGCCAGCAGCCCAGAGUCAAGACGUCUAUUGCAGAUGGCUACUACAGCUGCAGUGACAGCAGUGACAUCGGAGAUCGAUAUCUGGAGCUUUAAUCUGCGGACUGAGCUGGUCAAAGAAGAUGACCUUGAGAAUUCCUGGCCAAAGAGACGGGAUGAGGUUGCCGCUCUCAUUGGUAAGUACAAUCCAGCAAUCGUGUGCGUUCAGGAAGCAACCGUUGCAAUGCUUUCUCACCUUUCUUCAAAAUCAAACGGCACUUACCAGUGGAAGGGCAUCUCACGCCAACCUAGCAAGCCGGAUGAAUGUGCCGGAUUUCUGUUCGAUGUGGAGCAAGUGGAAUUGCUGAAUCAUUCGGUCUUUUGGCUCAGCCCACCUGGGUCGCAUGAUGGCGAUAUCGGUUGGGAUGCGAAGCUUCCAAGGACCUGUGAGACGGCAGUGUUCAAGAUACAUGCAGCGCAUGCAGCUUCGGCAGUCGGGCCACAGCCGGAGUCGAAGGUGCGAGUCUUGAACACUCACUUUGACCACGAAGGGAUCAUUGCCCGCUCAGAGUCCGCUGCGCUAAUCAUGGAUUCCAUCACCAAGUCUUGGCAGGACAUGCCUGGGUGUCCACAGGUGUUAUGCGGUGAUUUUAAUUCACCGAAGAGUAGUGAGGCGUAUAGCUUGCUAUCUGGAGCAUUAAAAGAUGCGUUCAGAUCCGUCGUGGCCGCAAACAUUUGCACUGCUGGAGCUACAAGCACCAUUCACAAAUGGCAGGGCUUAUCUUUCAGUGAAGAAAUGGGGGAUGGAACUGUCGACCUCUCCGGUGAGCAUUCAAAGGAGGACACUUGCCACAUUGACUGGAUCCUGUGGCAGAAUGGACGGGCUGACCUCGGAUCGACAGAGCUUCAGCCGUUGAAAUGCCGUGUGGAGAUGUGGAAGAGGCGGAAGGAGCAAAAGAAGAGAGAUCUGUCAGAGCUUCUUGCAAGAGACAAGGCGGACAGCAAGCUCAUGGCUCCGCAGUCCUCAAGACACAGCCGGUUCGGUACAUCCAUGCAGACAUUUUCAGCUGACGGAAGUCUGAAUGUCUCAGCAUCUGUGAUGCAAAAGAGCAUCAUACAGAAGAGCAGCGCGCUCUUGAAGAAAGAGUUCCGCAAUCCUUUGGGCAGCGAAAAGAAGCAGAACAUGUUCCACAAUCCUUUCUUUGUGGACCUAGCAGAAGGGUCUGUCCGAGAUCACAAUCAGCUCAAUCCCCACGUGCGAGGAGCUUUGGAUGAUCGCGCCGAUCACAGUGAAAAGGUGCUUCUAGGCUAUCGGUCUUUCCUGGAAAAAUGCACAUGGAUGAGUUCCCUGGUAAGUAUUCUGCGCAGCUCUUGCAAUCCCGGCAAGCCAACGACGGGCUCUGAGUUCAAACUGCCGUACCUGCUGAAUUUCGUAUCCUGGUUCCUGGAAUUUCACCGCUGCCAGCAUGCUUUGCAGGUUGCUGAAGCCAAGAAGAAAAACGAGUCGCCACCAGACUUGGACAUUGCUGCACUUCAGGGUGCCAUUGAUGUUGACAUGGUCCAGUUCACUACUGCUCGUCUCCGUGACUUUGGAAAGGUGGCCCAAAUGCACCAAUCGCAAUUGAUGGUGGCGUUGCGGGUCCUGAGCCAACAGAUCCAGACCAUCAAAGUCAUGACAGAGUGUUCUGGCUCUGACACCCGUGACUGUGGAGACAUUCUAGUGCGGCACCUGGUGAAGGAAGACAUCAUGAGUAACGUCGCCUGGAUUAUGAAGAACUUCAAGACAUCUGUCCACGACCCUCGUAUCCUCUCCUAUUCUGUGGAGGUCUGGCAGCUCAUGAUUCUCCUGAUGAACAGAUUGCACGAAAGGUAUGACCAGUCGACAUUUCAAGUGGAGAGGGUGCGUGGAACCCACAUGACAAGAUCCGAUACCACUGUGGAGCAGGAGGUCUCAAGCCUGUCAGAUUCGCGGGUGAUGCAGAACUUGUUCCACUUGAUCGAGAAGUAUCGUCGACUCAGCGCACCCUUGCAGUCGAUGCUGGUCGAACUGAUCUACAGCAUUAUGAAGGCACAUCACACCAACAUCGUCAUAUUUUUUGAGCUCACCUGCUUCAUGCGCAUUUACCGCAUGAUGACCGACCCUCUGCUGACCAACACGAAGAACAACAGCAAGUACAAGGACAUUGUUGGCCUUCUGGAGUUUAUUUUGGAGUCCUUUUUUCAGUGUGCACAAGUCAACAGCUGUGUCUUUGCAGAAUUGCUCUUUCGCAAGGACCAGCAGAAGGGCGAGAUCGAGUCAACGGCAGAAUUUGCAGCCAUUCUUGACGACUAUGAGGAUGAGACCUUCCGCCGUGAUGUUCUAGACAGGUAUGAAGCUGGAGAAACAUUGAAUCAACUGAGGGAGAAGCAGAAAGAGAUGCUGAAAGGACAACAACCUUGGACAGAAGAAGAAGACAAGAUCUUGAUGGAGAACUACCAGCUGUACGCAGAUCAUCCACUUUGCGCUGAUCUCCUCAAUUCUCAACUGCCGGAGACAAGCAGGCGUACUGUGGCGCAGGUGCGAAAAAGAUUAGCCGAGCUUGGCCUGACAUCUGCCAGAGGUAAAGAUAAAAGUGCUGAGGACGACAGGCCAUCCAAGAAGGCUAAGGUCUCGGAGCUUCACCUGGAGGAUGAAGGCCCAGCUCCGGAAUCGCCUGGGACUCCGAAACGUCACGCAGAUCAAGAAGCGGAGGAAAUGUUGGAAGAAGAUUUGGAACGAUUGUUGGACUCAGCAUAUGACAGUUGCCAGAAAAAUGCAAAUGCCGGAGGAGAGAAAGCAGCUGGCACUGCCACCAUGUUGGAUCAGAGUGCCACCCAGGACAACAAUCUGUCAAAUUUGGAGAUGGAGAUGGAACGAAUGCUGGAUGAACCUGACGGCGAUGCGAACCAAGCUCAAGGCAAAGCUCCAACGCAGGGAGUGGCAACUACACAAGAGGAACCAGAUAGCCUGGAAAUGGAACUUGAGAAGAUGAUCGAUUCUGAAGUGAUGCAGUCGCGGGAAGAUGAGAAGAAGGAUCAAGGCAAAACUCCAACGCAGGGAGUGGCAACUACACAAGAGGAACCAGAUAGCCUGGAAAUGGAACUUGAGAAGAUGAUCGAUUCUGAAGUGAUGCAGUCGCGGGAAGAUGAGAAGAAGGAUCAAGGCAAAACUCCAACGCAGGGAGUGGCAGCUACAGAACAGGCGGAUAGCCUGGAAAUGGAGCUUGAGAGGAUGAUGGAUUCUGAAGUGACGGCCACACAGGAUGCUGAUGAGAAGCCUCAAGGCGAAGAGCCAUCACAGGAAGCUCCAAGAUCACAACAUGUUCCAGACAGCCUGGAAUUGGAUAUGGAAAGACUGAUGGAUGAAAUGUCAGCUUCGGCCACGCAAAAAGGGGAAGAAGGCUUCUGUGCUGAGCAGAGCGAGGAACUGCCGGCUGCGUGCCGCGCUGGAGGGUGAACUCAGCAGACAAAAGAGGAGACUUUCACCUGACUUGAGGCGACAGCUUGUAGCAGCUAGGGAUAGCUAGGGAAAGUUCAAAAACGUCAGCUGAAAGCUGUAAUGAUGCCAUGAACAUGGCGCAAGUCCAGUGAAAUCAGCUUCAGACAGCGUCAAACUUCACUUGAUUUUUUGCAGUUUCGUUGUUAGUUGCCUG